Messenger RNA from Misgurnus anguillicaudatus (oriental weatherfish), 3007 nucleotides. RefSeq names its product G protein regulated inducer of neurite outgrowth 1 (gene gprin1). Gene Ontology annotation, cellular component: plasma membrane. Lineage: Eukaryota; Metazoa; Chordata; Actinopteri; Cypriniformes; Cobitidae. The record is from RefSeq and is a predicted model, not a curated record. Gene Ontology annotation, biological process: neuron projection development.
UUUAAGUAAAUGAGUUUUCAUUACAAAGACAUCUUGUUGUUCCUAUUUCAAAAACGAAAAGCUGGAUAUUAAUCAGCAUCAUUCGCUUCUGAUUAAAGAGCUGGAGAGACUUUGUCAUUUCAUCACCGCUUACUGCCAGGCUGAGUCUGGUUUCCAGGGAAACUAAAAACCAGAAGCCUUUAGUACUCUCAGACACAGUAAAAUCCAAGGACCACCAUCCAGUCAGAUUCUUCUGGAAAACAAACAAUUUCUGCUUCUUAUCAUUACGAGCACCUGCCAGCGAAGCUACGAGUAUCGGUUUAUACCCCGGAUCUUUGAAAUAUGGAGACCGUUCUUGGUCAGUCGUGGAGUUGAGCAAAACCAUCAGUGGUGUGAGACAGUGAGCCUCAGAUAUUUACAGCCCCUCUCUCAGAUCGACACAAACCCAGCUCGAAACUCAUGGAGGGUCCUGUUCUGACAGAAAGUGAAGUUUGGAAAGUUGGUUCAGGGACCAGCACAACUAUAAACACAAGUGACCGAAGUAUUGACUUUUCACCUCUUAUGAACGACAGCAUGCCGGAUGAAGUGCCUGAGAGUCCAGAAACGCCAGUCCAAGAGGAGAUCGAGGCGCAUACGGAUUCAGAGGUUACACCAGAUCAGAUCAAGUCUAUCAUUUCACACGAGCUACGAUUAGAAGAGGAUUUAUCAUCAACUCAACCAGCAGUCAGUAGUGAUGAGCCGUCUGAACCAUCAGAUACCAGCCUGACACCUGACCAACCAGACCUCAACAAGGAGGUGAACCAGGAGAUCACCAUACUGGUGACCAGUCAUGAUUGUAUUUUCGAGGAUGAUGAGAAUGAAGAUUUUGAGGAGCAGAAGAUCUCUUUCAUUGAUGGUCGAGGAUCAGUUGAGGAAGAAAGGGAAGGUGGUUCCAUUGUCGUGACGAACGUGAUAGAGGUCAGUCAGGUCCAGAUAACCAACGUGACACGCAAUAUAUCAACCGAGGAAAAUAUUAUUGUAGAUGAACCCAAAUUGCCUAGAGAUCAAGAGGAAAAUAAGGAGAAAACGAGAGAAGGGAGCGAUGAGACAGAAUCCGAAAAAGGCCAACAUGAACACAAACAAAGCACAGAUUCGUCCGACGCACAAAACAUGGACGCAAGCAAAACACGUAAUGCCGAACCCAGACCUUCAAUAGAAGUCUGCGGUGUGAAAGAUCAAACCACACAACCUGAAGGUGAAGAAGUAAACAUAAAAUUGAAGAAAACAGAAUCUACAGAAUCCAAGGAUGGUAGCCGGCUUCCUCAGGAUACACUUUCUUUGACUCGGUCGCCCGGACGCAAACAGCACGUGCAAACCCAAGUCAGUCUGGAGGUGAUGUAUCAGUCUGUGGCCACCAGUCCUAUGACACCUCAAGAGGGUACUUCUGCAUUUCUUUUCCCAAGCUCUUUUGGGAAGUUGGCCACCAAGUGUAGCACAGAGAAGGCCCUGACCAUUGAAACCAAAGAUGUCGAGAUGCAGGUGGGCAUGCAGGUGGAGUCUAGAUCAGUCGCAACAGCUCCGAUGACCCCUAUCAUCUUGACCGCACCUGAGGUCAUUCCCGAGCCGGAACCACGGUUAGGGACGACGGCAGAGGAAACGGUAGAACCUUUGCAGGAGGUGAGCUGGGAUGAGAAGGGAAUGACUUGGGAAGUGUAUGGUGCGGUGGUUGAGGUGGCGGUGUUGGGGACAGCCAUCCAGAAACAUCUGGAGAAACAGGUCAAGAAACAAAUUAAACAACCUUCGAUGCUCACCGUGACAGAUGCUCCUCAAACAGAUUUGACAGAAACGCCCAUUCCCGUCCCGUCCAGUCCUCCACCUGUAUCAGAUCCCGGCGAAUGCAGCCUAGUCGCAGAACAGAGUACGACGGUCGAGGAAAAGGAAGUGAAGAAGGGCAGACGUCGACAGAAUCCGUUUCGCAAAUGGUGCAGAAAUGUCAGAUUGCCGAGCUGUUGUUCAAGGCCACGUCAAGAUGAGGAAAACUGAGCUGAACUUUGGCUUCAAUGAUGGCCGUUCUGCAUUUGUAAUGACUAAUCUGGACAUUAUAUGAAUAAUCAUCAAUCAAGCUUUUUUUGCUAAGUAUUUUGCUUUUGUCAAGGCGUGCUAACGUUACCCAGAUGUUGUUGUGGUCAGUAAGGAUCACUUUUAAAAUGCCCUUUUAUAUCACUUGCUAAAUGUACCUUUAAAAAAAUACAAAUUAGUAAAUAUAACACUUCCUAGGAAUAUUUUAAAAGGUUAGUUCACCCAAGAAUGAAGACUUUAUCUUUAAUUACUCACCCUCAUGUCGUGCAAAAUUUUUAAAUGAAAGGUCAAAGACAUCGUUAAAAUAGUUUGUGUGACUACAGUGGUCCAAUCUUCAUUUUAUGAAGCGACGAGUAUAUGUGUGUUCGACACAUGACUUAAAAAAUAAUGAAGCUCACAGAUAAGUCAUUUGUAAAAAAUACCACAAUGUUCCAAACAAAUUAAAGUUUUUCAUUUUAAUAAAAUUUCUCGACUUUAACACAAGCAUGACUUCAUGAGCCAAAAAUCGGAUGGCUUCAAGGUAUCACAAGAGCGAUUUGUAAUUAGAUUUCUUCGAAUGAUUUCUCGAAUAGUUCUUGCGGUACUUUGAUGCAGUGGCGGGGGCGCAAAUUCAAGUGUUUUCAGAAUAUGUGUUUGUUGCGUCAUGUGCAUCACGUGUUUUGUCAAAAUAAGUGCCUGCUUGCCACGUGUCAAAACCGUUUAUGAUAAAAGAGAUGCUCACAUUCACAAAAUACAUGCAAGACAUUCGCUUAACAGUAAACUCUGAUUACGCAUGAGAUUAUGUGAAUAUCUGGCAAACGCGAGCAUCUUUUUUAUCAUAAACCCUUUAGACGCGUCUACAGCAAGCACUUAUUUUGACAAUACACAUGAUGCACAUAGGUCCACAUGACACGCUGAACACAUAUUUUGAAAUGACGAACCACACAUGACGGGCUACAUACAUGUUACAUACAAAGAAGUCACCGGCCGC